UGCCAGCACCAGUGGGGCACACGCCAUAGAGCCAAGCCAGGAGUACACCUGAUGGGGUGGGGGGACAUGGAUCCCUCCAAUGGCAGCCGGUUAGACGCUUGCUUCGGGGUGUUCAACGCCAGCAACGGGCACGACCCUGUGCAGAGCAGCAUCGCCUCACCCUGGUUCUCCACUGCCUUUGGCCUCAUCGGCCUCGGCUCCAACCUCUUUGCCCUCUGCGUCCUGCUCAGCUCCUCCCGCAAGCUCUCCAGCCAGGCCCGCUCCUCCUUCCUUGUCUUCCUCUGCGGGCUGGUGGUCACAGACUUCAUGGGGCUGCUGGUGACGGCCUCGGUCGUCAUCCCCUACCACUUCAUCAAGUUCGCCUGGGCCAGGGUGGACCCCAGCUGCCACCUCUGCAACUUCCUUGGCUUUUCCAUGGUCUUCUUCGGGCAGUGCCCGCUGCUGCUGGGGGCCACCAUGGCAGGAGAGAGGUUCUUCGGCAUCAACCGCCCCUUCUCCCGCUCCACCAGCGUCUCGAAGCGCCGCGCCUGGUCCAUUGUGGGGCUGGUGUGGAGCUUCUCCUGCCUGCUGGGGCUGCUGCCAGUGCUGGGGCUGGGCCGGUACACACUGCAGUACCCCGGCUCCUGGUGCUUCCUCACCCUCCUGCCUGACACCGGGGACAUCAUCUUCUGCCUACUCUUCGCUCUGCUGGGCAUCUUCUCUGUGCUGCUGUCCUUUGUCUUCAACACGGUGAGCAUGGUGACACUCUGCCGUGUCUACCAUGACCGGGAGUCAGUGCAGCGGCGCCGGGACAGCGAGGUGGAGAUGAUGGUGCAGCUUGUGGGCAUCAUGGUCAUCGCCACCAUCUGCUGGAUGCCCCUUCUGAUCUUCAUUGUGCAGAUGGUGCUGCAGCAGCUGCCAGCCAAGGGCCAGCUCCAGACGCUGCCCAUGGAGACACAGAAGAUGUUGCUCAUCUACAUCCGCAUGGUCACCUGGAACCAGAUCCUGGACCCCUGGGUCUACAUCCUCUUCCGCCGGGCUGUGCUGCAGCGCAUCUACCCUGGGCUGUGGCCACGGCCCUCCAUCACCUCCCUCUACCCCGUCCUCAACCUCUCCCUGCGCCGCAAGCUCACCCCCAGCUCUGUCUUGCAGUAGUGGCCCCAUGUGGGGACAGGAGAAGCAGCCUCCACCCCAGGGUAACCAACUGUCCCCAUCACCCUCACCCACAGGUGCUCAUCACCACCCAAUACCCAAAGGGGGGGCAGCGGGUGUGAGGCUGCUCCCCCGCCUUGUCCCCAUCCACAUGAGACCCCAAUAAAGCAGCUCUGUGCCCACU
This is a messenger RNA of Pezoporus occidentalis (night parrot), 1315 nucleotides long. It is a transcript of the gene TBXA2R, whose product is annotated as thromboxane A2 receptor. Gene Ontology annotation, cellular component: plasma membrane. The record is from RefSeq and is a predicted model, not a curated record. The transcript is spliced from 2 exons. Gene Ontology annotation, molecular function: thromboxane receptor activity. Lineage: Eukaryota; Metazoa; Chordata; Aves; Psittaciformes; Psittacidae. Gene Ontology annotation, biological process: positive regulation of cytosolic calcium ion concentration; positive regulation of vasoconstriction; inflammatory response. The coding region runs from base 52 to 1134 and encodes 360 amino acids.